Messenger RNA from Dioscorea cayenensis subsp. rotundata (Guinea yam), 774 nucleotides. RefSeq names its product methylesterase 17-like. The transcript has 4 exons. Gene Ontology annotation, molecular function: methyl salicylate esterase activity; methyl jasmonate esterase activity; methyl indole-3-acetate esterase activity. Lineage: Eukaryota; Viridiplantae; Streptophyta; Magnoliopsida; Dioscoreales; Dioscoreaceae. Gene Ontology annotation, biological process: jasmonic acid metabolic process; salicylic acid metabolic process. The record is from RefSeq and is a predicted model, not a curated record. Bases 1 to 774 code for a protein of 257 amino acids.
AUGGAUAAGAAGAAGCAGCACUUUGUUAUGGUGCAUGGGGUGGGGCAUGGUGCAUGGUGUUGGUUCAAACUGCAGCAUCUCCUGGAUAGCUCCGGCCACAAAGUAUCUUGCUUAGACCUCGCUGGGGCCGGAAUCAGCACCAAGGAUCCAAACUCCAUUCUUUCCUUUGAUGAAUACCAUCAACCUCUCUAUGAUUUCAUGUCUGCUUUGCCACUUGAUGAAAAGGUGGUUUUAGUGGCGCAUAGUGCAGGAGGGCUUAAUGUUACAAAGGCCAUGCAUGAAUUCAGCAACAAGAUCUCACUUGCCAUCUUCAUUGCUGCAACAAUGCUCCCAUCAGGCUUUGUAUCUGAUCAAGACCUCAUUGAUGGAAUACCAAACUUAUCUGAAUUCGGAGAUGUAUAUAAACUAGAAUUCAGUUUAGGACCUGAGAAUCCCCCAACAAGCAUCGGUCUGAAGAAGGAAUUCCAGAGAAGAAUCUUAUAUCAAAUGAGCCCGAAAGAGGAUUCAUCACUGGCAUCUAUGCUGUUGAGGCCAUGGCCAUAUGCAAUAUCAAAAGCAAGAUUCGGAAGAGACAAAGAAAUUGAUGUGAAGAAUGUGAGAAGAGUGUAUAUAAAGACAAUGUAUGAUAAUAUGAUGAAGCCUGAACAACAGGAUGCAAUGAUCAGAAGAUGGCCUCCAAAUGAAGUGAUGAUCAUCAACACUGAUCACAGCCCUUUCUUCUCUGCUUCUCAUGAGCUCUUCAAUCUGAUAAUCAAAGCUUCAAGCUCUUGUUAA